AUGGACGACCCAGAGAGGAUUGCACGCGACGCAGCUGCCUGUAUGCUGCGGAAUAACGCCUCAAAACCACCGUCUGGGUUAUACUGCGAAGGUACAUUCGAUACUUGGCUGUGUUGGCCCCCCACUGCAGCGAACAGCACUGCGUACGAGCACUGCCCCGAGUUUGUUCACGGCUUCAGUCCUGAACUGUUCGCGCAUAAAGAAUGUACAGAAAAUGGGACAUGGUUUCAGCAUCCCCUCACAGGAUUACCCUGGUCCAAUUACACAACGUGCGUAAAGCCAGAAGAUGACGUCAGUGAAAUCAUCGCAGUAUACGAGAUGGGCUACAGCGUGUCCCUCGUGGCUUUAGUGCUCUCCCUAGGAAUACUCUUCUACUUCAAAAGUCUACGUUGUGCACGCAUAACGGUGCACAUGAACCUGUUCGCGUCGUUCGCCGCUAACAACGCGCUGUGGCUCACGUGGUACGGACUUGUGAUGCGCUCGCCGGAUACCCUCAGCGAAUCACCGGUGUGGUGUCGCAUUCUCAACACGGUUCUCCAGUAUGUGCUGCUCACUAACUACACGUGGAUGCUGUGCGAGGGGCUGUACCUUCAUACGGUGCUCGUCAGUACCUUCAUCUCGGAACGUCGGUUGGUGCGCGCUCUGAUGGCGGCCGGGUGGCUGCUGCCCGCACCGCCGGCGAUAAUAUACGCCGCACGGCGGGCAGCGGCCGACGAACAGCUGUGCUGGCUGGACGAAGGCCCACCGCGGCUCGAGCUGGCCGUGCUGGUGUGCGUCGCCGUAGUGCUCAACCUCGGCUUCCUGUGCAACAUCGUCCGCGUGCUGUGCACCAAGCUACGCGCAGGGGGCGCUGCAGGUGGGGCGGCGCGCCCUUCCGCCACCGCCCUGCACGCGUUGCGCGCCACCUGCCUCCUGGCGCCAUUGCUCGGAUUGCAGUACAUACUGACGCCCUUCCGGCCCGAUAGAACGGCCAGUUGGUGGCUCGUCUACGAAUACGUGUCGGCGCUCACUACCUCGCUGCAGGGCCUGUGCGUUGCCGUGCUCUACUGUUUUUGCAACGGCGAGGUUCUCGCGCAGCUGCGGAGGCGUUGGCGCGUACUGACCUUUCGCCCCCGUGCCAACUCGACAACUAACACCACCGUGUCAUUUGUGCGGUCCGCUGCAGCCGGUGCGGGCGAGGAUAAAGUG
Messenger RNA from Iphiclides podalirius (scarce swallowtail), 1188 nucleotides. Lineage: Eukaryota; Metazoa; Arthropoda; Insecta; Lepidoptera; Papilionidae. The record is from the annotation of a GenBank genome assembly.